AUGGAAAUCGAAAGUGGAAUUAUUCUUCUUUGCGUCUUCUGGACGAUUGACCUUUGGGUAACAAAAGCCACAUCGACUGAAAAUAGUUCUAGAAAUGAAAGGCUACUGAAGGCCAUAAACUGUACUAGUAACAAUCUGUCGAAUCUUGACAUUAUUUAUCUCCUAGUAAAUCUUAGUAACACAGAAAAUGAAUACUUGAGUGAAUAUUUGCGCGAAAAGAAUUAUGCAUCGCUUAAAAUGAUGAUCGAUCAAAAAAGAUAUCAAUUAUUACAAGUAAAUGAUAUGCUUUCGACUGCUGAAGAUCAAACUCCGGAAUCUUGGGAAAGAAACGUUGUUAAUAUCCUAUCCAACACAACUAUUCCAUUCAAUUUAACCCAAGAACAACUAAAAUACGCUGAAGCAUACCGAAAUGCCACAAUAUACAGCAUUAUUCGUGCUUUAUGGAAUACGAAAGUAGCGCAAGAACUGCCACAAAUUGAUCAAUAUGCUAUACUAGAAUACUACAACGAAAAACAGAUGGAAGAAGAAUCACAGCAGAGUAUUUUGAUCUGGUUAUGGAAUAUGAUAAGAAAUCUAUUUGAAAAAAAUAUUGAUGUACAUGAGUGUUAUGCAAAUGAGCCAAAAUGUGUUCGAGAAGUGCUGGACCAUUGCAAUGCGCAGGAGAUGGAGCGCUUACAACAGGCCAGUGAUACUAAUGAUCUCAAGCUUAUCAAUGAUUUUAUCAGAAAAAAAUUAGGCAAUAAUUUGGACAGCUACAUUGAAUAUGACAAAUGGAAUAAAGAAAACGAUGUUCCUGAAGCACUCAAAGAAAUCAACCGUCGAUUAAGCCAAGCACAACGAAGAGCAAUGGAUAAAUUACGAAGGCUUGAGCAAACAGAUAAAAUCAAGGAUUUCUAUCGAGAUAACAUCGAGAAAACAUGUCUUUCAAAACAACAGUUAGCGGAGAGUGGUGUAAUGAUUGAGAUCAGGGAUGAUUCGCUACUAUGCAUUCGUGGUUUGAUACGCGGCCCUCCAGAUAGCCCGUAUGAGGGUGGCACGUUUGCAUUGGACAUGACCAUUCCGGAAGACUAUCCUUUUCAGCCACCCACCUGCAAAUUUGUCACUAAACUUUGGCAUCCCAAUAUAAGUUCGCAAACUGGUGCAAUUUGCUUAGAUAUUUUGAAAGAGCAGUGGGCUGCUUCUCUAACUUUGCGCACUGUAUUGCUUAGUAUACAAGCAUUACUGGGUUCACCGGAGCCAACUGAUCCGCAAGAUGCUGUUGUUGCCAAGCAGUAUAUGGAGAAUAUAGAUCUUUAUAAGCGCACAGCCAGAUUUUGGUCCCAAUGUUAUGCUAAAGCGGAAGGAAUUCGUGAUGAUGAGCUGUGGAAUAAAGUAGACAAACUUAAAGACAUGGGUGUUAAGCAGGAUGAAGCUAUCUCGGCAUUAAGUUGCAGUUCGUGGGAUUUAUCGAAAGCCACAGACUACGUUUUCGGUUAA
This is a messenger RNA of Thelazia callipaeda (thelaziosis nematode), 1476 nucleotides long. The record is from the annotation of a GenBank genome assembly. Lineage: Eukaryota; Metazoa; Nematoda; Chromadorea; Rhabditida; Thelaziidae.